GUUCGAUCACGAUCCACACGAUCUCAAAUGCACGACGGUGGUGCAGCAGAUCAUCAUGUUGAAGAUAAUCUAAAACGUACUUUGUCAUUGUCAGAGGCGCGGUUCUUCGUUGUUUAGUCUUCACUAGUUGCGAGGUCUGAUGCGAAAAAUGCGGUCUCCACUCCUCAGCGGAGUGUUGUUGCUCUCCGCCACUACUGGCGACUGUCUCCUCGCAAAGACCUCGCAAGGGGUUCGCAACAAGUUGAGCAGUCGGAGUAAGACGGGAGGCGUGUUUAAACAGGUUGUGGAUGCGCUGCAAAAAGCACUGACCGACGUGGCAGCGCAGAAGAAAGCAAACGACGACGAAUACACCAAAGUCAGCUGUGUGUGCAAUGAGCUCAUCGACGAGGCAAAGGAGAACAUCCCGAAGCAUGAGGAGAACAUCGAGAAGGCGAAAGCGAAGCUGGAGGAGCUCCGGGCGGAAAACGAAAAGCUUUCAGUGAAGAGCGCCGAACUCGAUGAGGCCGUGGCAAAGAACACCGCGGAGCUGAAGGAUGCGACGGCUUUGCGCAAAGAGGAGAAGGAUAAAUACGACACCGACAUGGCCGACAUGACAGAGGGUGUCUCGCAAAUGACCGCAGCACUGAAAAUCUUGUCGGAAGGCACAGCGCUGAUCCAGACUUCAGCGGUGCCGCGGAGCGUCGCGCUGAAGCACCUUUCGACGGCGGUCGAGAAAAUGCGCGGAAGCUCCCGAAACGCACUGUCGCAGACAGUUUCGAUGAUCCAGACGGGAACACGAACCAGCGGUCAAAUCAUCGGGAUUCUGACAAACUUGAAGACGACUUUAUGACAAGCUCAGCACUUAAAUUUAAAAGACGUCAGCUUUUUAGGUAGUUGAGGCACCGUGCCUGAAUUUCGUUAAAGGUUGCAAAUCUAAAUCUCAGAAAAAGUCGUACGCAAUUCGCUUCAAUAUCAACAUUCCUUGUAGGUUGAUUGUUGGUCGUUGUGGCGGUGAUUUUCCUGAAAAUCACAAUCAAGUAGAAGAGAAACCAAAAAUGCGUUCCAAACACACGCAGGCAACUUUUUCGAAUUUAGUUUCUGAGCUUGUUAUAGACGUUUGAGGCGGACAUGGCGACUAUGACGGCUAAGGAAAAGGAAGCGCUCGCGUACUUCACGGCGUACAAGGAGCGAACGGAGGCGCAAAUUAAGGCCGACUCGGAGCUCUCCGCAGACCACAAGGAGACCAUCGCCGACAACUCGGGCGUGAUUGACACGUAUGCAAGAAAAAAACUGUGUAAGUGUAAGUCCCUUGGAAGAAUAGCAUCACAAGUUUGCUCUGCAUGACGCAGAAAACCUGUCACGCGUAGCUAGUACUUGAAAACACGUACGAAAAUAGCCUCUGAUGCAUGUCCAGCAUGACGAGUGUAACAGUUUUGCAUUUUCUGCAACACAAAGUUACACUUACACAGUUUUUUUCUUGGAUACCGCGACAGCGGCCUUCAAGAAGACCGAGGAGGGCAACCUUAAAGCCAUGGAGGCCCAGCUGAAGGAGCAAACCACAAUCCUGGCGGACCACACGCGAUUCCACACGGAAACCUCCGCGGCAGCGAGUGCGCAAGAGGAGAGCAUUUCGGGCGCCAUCACGCUGCUGUCCAGCCCCGAAGCGAUGAAAACCGCAGCUAAAUCCGAGGAGCACAUGGAGUUUCCCGACUUCCUGCAAACUGGAAACUCUGGCCGCGUCGGAAGUGUUGCAGUCGCCCAAAGAGAAGCAGGCUCGUAAUAUGGCCUCCUCAGCUGUCGCAAUCUCAACUUUUAGAAUACGCGUGAGACAGGCUAGUGUUUGUUUUCCCUUCACGAUUAUUUUCAAAAAACUAGCUGAAAUAAUUCAAGUAAAAACUGGCGUUUUUAGGGAUCGACUAUGGGGUUUUAAUGCAGCAGUGCAUACUAGGUGCUUACCGUGCAGCACACGACGAGGAUCUCUUCAUUUUAAAGUGAGAAGCAAAGGUUUUAGUGAUACCCAGAUCGGUUCCAAAUCCUGAGAACCAGCUGCAUCGGGUUCGCAGCCACAAUUUAAAAGUUGAGAACGCCGCAGCUUAAGAGUGCAUAAGAAUGGGUGGUCUGCCGUCUACAACGCGAUCGAUGACAUGCUUUCCUCUUUGAACGAUGAGAUCGCCGAGGCCAAGCAGCACUUCGUGGAUUGCGAGGCCGCGCUGAAGAUGCACGCCGUGAACGAGCAUACGCUGAAGGAAGAGAAGACGAAGCGCCUGGCCCAGAUUGCUGACCUGGAGGAGUCCAUUGACGCUUCCAAAAAGACCAUCGAGGAGUCCAACGACACCAUUGCCUCGCGGAGCAAGGCCAUUGCGGAGCUGACGCAGGACAUCCGGGACACGCGCGCGAACUCGGAGAAGGAGACCGCAGAGGCGUCCGCCGCACAUUCGCUGUUCCUGAAGGCCAUCGAAUUCCUGAAGUCGUUCGAACCCACCAAGGUCGAGGGGCCAGCGGAGUCGGCCGGGUCCAGCUACGCAACGGGGGCGAUUGAAGCUGGCAACGAGAAGGUCAUUUCCAUCGUCACCGAGGUGGACGAGUCCAUGAUGAAGAACGUCAAGGAACUGCAGGACAAGGCCGCCGAGGACAUCGAAUCCUUCCAAGAGCAAAUCGCCACGGCGAAGGACGAAAUUGCCGACGCUGAAGCCGCGUUGGCGAAGGCGCAGACGGACCUCGCUGAGGCCACCAAGGACUUGAACAGCCAGAACCGCUACAUGGAGAAAAUCAACGAAGGCCUGGCCGGCGAAAGCGCCUGGUGGGGGCCCGCUCCCGGAAACAAGUUGCCCGCACCGGGACAACAUUGCGCGGAGUAUGUGGGAAGGAGCGACCUGUACGAUGGACCUGCUCGUGUUGGCUCCGGUGGCGAGUACGCGGCAACUUCGGACACCGACGGCAGCGGUGUCUUCCACAGCAAGAUCAAGAGCGCAACCGACGAGGUCGCCUCUCUGAAAGAAAUGAAGAAGACGGUGAAGGACCUGGAGUCGGCGUACAUCACACCGCAAAACUAAACAGGGUUUUAGAAGUAAAGCGCAGAAGCGGCAUUGCGCUCUGUGCGAGAGGACAUGCGAUUCAUCUUCGCAAAGGCAUCGUCGCCCAGCAGCGAUUGAUUUCUAUCGCUUCAUGUACAAUUUAGACGUCAAAUUCGGUGUAUUACUUUAAAUGCAUUUUGAUUUUCGUAGUAGGGAACCCACCUAAGUUGUAAUCUUUUUCGUCUCUCAGGUCUUGAUUACGUGGCGUUUCAAGAAGAAGCAGCAAAGUUUUGUUUUUUACGUCAGGUUUCAUGGUUUAGUUUUUUACGUCAGUUUGGCUCAAUGUUGUUUUUUUUUAUCGGCAAAUUCAGUAUGUAUAUGUAAUCGCAAAUCAACUUCUUAAUAUGUAAUCGCAAAUCAACUGUAACAUGUGACGACUGACUGUUCUUCUGGCGUCAUUUGAAUUUUGGCCGGAGAGAGCGCACCGGUUAUAUCUGAAGCGAUGAUGUUGCCGUGCAAGAUGAUGCGUGCCUCCUUAGAAUUGCAUACGACCAUGUAGUUCUAUGUUUUGGUAAAGUCAGAUUCCCGGUCUAUGGAUUGGGAAAAGGAGAAAGCAGAGACUCUAUCUGUAUCUCCUGCUUUCAUAAGCUCAUUACAUUCAUUGAAAGCGGAGUUCGGCCUGUUGAGAUGGCCUGGUAGCGAGC
Molecule: messenger RNA, 3697 nt
Organism: Amoebophrya sp. A120
Lineage: Eukaryota; Dinophyceae; Syndiniales; Amoebophryaceae
Source: the annotation of a GenBank genome assembly